ACACCCACAAUUUUUUUACUUUUGAUUCUCAAUAUUCAAACCAUCAACUUCAUCUUCAUAAUCAUCAACUUUACAAAAAGAGCCAUUUUGUGGUUCUUUUUUUUUUUUUUUUGAGGAUUCAAAAGUUCUGGCUGUGUGAUUCUUCAAAGAUAUUUAUAUAUUUACAUACAUGUGUGUGUAAAGUUUUUUUGUUGUAUACAUGUGCCUUUAAUGUCCCUUUCAUUUAACUUCUAGCAUUUUUUACACUUUUUCCCACCUUGUUCCAAUUUUUUAUGAUUUUCUUACAUCUUUGAGAACAAAUUUACAGAUUGCUCAACUUUUUGGAGUUCUUUGAUAGACCCAGUAUAGACUGAAGGGGUGGUGAAAGGGGUAUAUUUGGCAAAUUGUAUAUGAUGGAAGCUCCGGCAGCUAAACUGGUGGCGCCCCGGAAAAAGAUGACAAAGCAAUUAACAGGGAAAAGGGACGACAGUUCCUUGCAUGCAGCAGCUAGAGCUGGAAAUCUUGUCGCAAUACGAGAGAUUCUUGAUCAGACAGGGGAGGAAGAUUUGGCGGAGUUGAUGAUAAAGCAAAAUUCAGCUGGGGAGACUGCAUUGUAUGUUGCAGCAGAAUAUGGUUAUUAUCAGUUGGUUAGGGAAAUGAUCCAUUACUAUGAUCUUGUUGCUGCUGGAAUCAAAGCGAGGAACGGUUACGAUGCUUUGCACAUUGCUGCCAAACAAGGAGAUUUAGAUAUGGUAAAACUAUUAAUGGAAGCACAUCCAGAGCUCUCAAUGACAGUUGAUAUUUCGAAUACUACAGCUUUGCAUACAGCUGCAAACCAAGGGCAUAUAGAGGUAGUGAAUUACCUAUUGGAGGCUGAGAGUAGUUUGGCCACCAUAGCUAAAAGUAACGGGAAAACAGCGUUGCACUCUGCCGCAAGAAAUGGACAUUUAAAGGUUCUGAAGGCACUUUUGAGUAAGGAGCCGGGGAUCGCAACUAGGAUGGAUAAAAAGGGGCAAACUGCACUUCAUAUGGCUGUCAAAGGACAAAACUUUGAGGUUGUGGAAGAGUUGAUUAGAGCUGAUCCAUCAUUGAUAAAUAUGGUUGACAAUAAGGGUAAUACCGCCUUGCAUAUUGCUGCUCGAAAAGGCAGGGAUCAGAUUGUGAAAUUUCUGCUUGGUCAUAACGAAACAGACAUUAAUGUCGUCAACAGGUCCAACGAAACAGUCCUUGACACAGCAGAGAAACUGUCACAGGCCGAAUUAGUAACAAUCUUGCAAGAGCACGGCGUUCAAAGCGCUAGAUCCAUCAAGCCACAGGCAACAAAUCCAGCAAGAGAGUUGAAGCAAACCGUAAGUGACAUAAAGCACGGGGUCCACUAUCAGUUGGAGACUACACGCCUGACAAGAAGACGUAUACAAGACAUUGCCAAGCGUGUGUACAAAAUGCAUGCACAAGGCCUUAACAACGCAAUUAAUUCUACCACAGUUGUUGCUGUGCUCAUUGCCACGGUCGCCUUUGGAGGAAUAUUUCAAAUCAAUGGACAAUGGGUCGACGAUCCAGACGAUAUCCCACCCGACCAUACCCUUGGAGAAGCAAAUAUUGGUCCUAAUCCAGCAUUUAUAGUUUUCUUCAUCUUUGACUCAAUAUCCUUAUUUAUCGCUCUUGCUGUCGUGGUUGUCCAGACAACGAUCGUGGCAAUUGAAAGCAGAGCAAAGAGGAAAAUGAUGUCAAUUAUAAACAAGCUAAUGUGGGUGGCAUGUUUGUUCAUUUCGGUGGCUUACUUGUCCCUAUCGUACGUUGUUGUUGGCGAUGAUAAUUUGUGGAUGCCUAUAUUUGUGUCCUUUAUCGGAGCAAGCAUAAUGGCUACAACGUUGGGAACACUGUGUUACUGGGUUGUUUGGAACAGGAUAAGGUCAUCAAACAAGAGGAGCUUCCGAAAGAACUCUCUGGCCAACAAGUCCCGGUCCUGGUCAGCAUCGGUACUCUCAGAUUCAGAUGCUCUAAACAAUGAAUAUAAGAAAAUAUAUGCUAUAUAGAAAGUUUGGCCUGGUGAAUCCAACCCCAAAUUGUAAUUAUUUAUUUAUUUAUUUUGUGGGGUGAUGGAUGUCCUUGCCUUUUUACCUUCAUGUGCAAAUGACUCAAGUUAAAGGUAGUUUCAUUACCUCAUGAAAGUUUUGGUUAAUUCUUCUAAUGACUCAAGCUAAAGGUAGUUUCAUUACCUCGUGAAAAUUUUGGUUCAUUCUUCUUA
This is a messenger RNA of Lycium barbarum (goji berry), 2227 nucleotides long. RefSeq names its product ankyrin repeat-containing protein At5g02620-like. The record is from RefSeq and is a predicted model, not a curated record. The coding region runs from base 390 to 2015 and encodes 541 amino acids. The transcript has 5 exons. Gene Ontology annotation, cellular component: plasma membrane. NCBI's taxonomy places the organism in Eukaryota, Viridiplantae, Streptophyta, Magnoliopsida, Solanales, Solanaceae. Gene Ontology annotation, molecular function: protein phosphatase 1 binding; protein phosphatase regulator activity.